GUUGUUGCGUUAAAUCUUACCCAGAUAGUGCUAUCUGUCUGAUUGGCUGAUUGGCUUUAUUUCUUUGAUUGGCUAAUAAGUGUCAUUCUCGACUAAGAACUUGAACCGCGCUUGAUUCCUGCCCGUUGCCAUAGAGACAGCGGUGCGGACUGAUACAUUUUGGGUGCUGCGGCUUAUUAAAUAUAUGAUAAAUAGUCAAAAAGUUUUUCUGCGUGAGAAAUACUAUGUGUGGCGGGAGAGCGUAAAAAAGCCCGAAAUGCGUGAAUGUCACUCUCAAUGCGUGACACUUGACGCAUUUAAAUCAAAACAUCUGUUUAAAUCAAAACAUCAGCCCUUAUUUGGCCUGAUGGUGUCAUUGAUGGAACUAUGACACAGCAGUGUGGUCUCUUCAAACCAUCAGUAGCAAGUGAGACAUAGUCAUUGUAGUGCGAUUUUCAUCAAGUUUACAGCGAUUAAUAGCUAUUUUAAAACGAGUAGAAGUUUAUCAGCAGAAUUUAAUAUCACUUCUGAAGCUUUGUACCAGCAUUUUACCACCAUUUUACCAGUAGUUUAAAAGUAAACAACAGCAUCCAAAUUCCACAAUGGUUGCAGUGUAUGUUGGUGACCUUCACCCAGAAGUAUCAGAUCUGAUGCUUCUAAAUAAAUUCAAUAAUGCAGGGCCAAUUCAAUCGGUCAACAUCUGCAAGGACAAGGAGACCGGCUCGCCGCUCGGCUACGCCUACGUCAACUUUUACCAUCGAGCUGACGCUGAGCAAGCUAUAAAGAUGUUCAACUUUGAACUUCUAAUGGAGAGACCCAUGAGGGUCAUGUGGUCCCGCUGGGAACCCACCGCGAAGAUUACCGAAGGGUGUAACAUCCUCAUUAACGACCCUGAUCCGUCUAUCAAUGGAAUGCGCCCGAAAGGCCGCCAAGUCACCGUCGAGUACUUUAAGUCUCGGGAGGAGCUCAAGGCUGAAGACAAAAACCAGGGCAACAACUUGUACAUCAAGAACCUGGAUGACAACGUUGACAAUGAUUGCCUGUACAGGACCUUUGCACAAUUUGGAACCAUCAAAAGUGCAAAGGUGAUGAUGGAGAAUGGGCGUUCAAAGCGAUUCGGCUUUGUCUGUUUUACAUCAUCCCAGGAUGCCAUGAAAGCCAUGAACAAGAUGAACGGAAUGAUGUGGGGCAGGAAAAAGAUCUACGUUGGACUGGCUCAAAAGAAAGAGGAGCGCCAGGCUUUCCUACAGGGAAUGUUCAGGAAGGAGUUCAGCAGUCCUGCUGUCAAGACGCCUUGCUCUGAAGACCUUGUCCAAACUGUCGAGACAGCUGCCCCAAAAUACAUCGUGGAGGCUGUGGAGACAGCUGCCCCAGUGAACACUGUAGAAGGUGUGGAGACAGCCACCCCAGUGGACACUAGAAGGUGUGGAGACAGCCACCCCUGUGGAAAAAGCUCCAGAUACGCUUGAGGAAACCCUGAAAAUGAAGCAUAGAAACAGCAAAAAAGAAGAAAGGGGAGAAUAAGAAGAAGGUGAAAUGUAGCAGACACUUAUUUUAAAUAUACCCGAAACGUAUUGUAAACACAUUUUAAAUAUAACUGUUGUUUGAAUCUUUAAUACAUUUUAAGAAUAA
This is a messenger RNA of Tachysurus fulvidraco (yellow catfish), 1611 nucleotides long. RefSeq names its product polyadenylate-binding protein 4-like. The transcript has 6 exons. Bases 582 to 1448 code for a protein of 288 amino acids. The record is from RefSeq and is a predicted model, not a curated record. NCBI's taxonomy places the organism in Eukaryota, Metazoa, Chordata, Actinopteri, Siluriformes, Bagridae. Gene Ontology annotation, molecular function: mRNA binding.